Sparassis crispa is the source of this 3351-nucleotide messenger RNA. RefSeq lists its product as hypothetical. The coding region runs from base 1 to 3351 and encodes 1116 amino acids. Gene Ontology annotation, molecular function: protein binding. The transcript has 4 exons. The record is from RefSeq and is a predicted model, not a curated record. Lineage: Eukaryota; Fungi; Basidiomycota; Agaricomycetes; Polyporales; Sparassidaceae.
AUGUCCCCAUCCAGCACGACCCCCCCAGCGCUGCAAGAAGCUACCCGCAACUCAACCGUCACCUGGCAGGAUGACCUCAAGUCGCUCUUCGUCCACGCUAAGGAUCGCUUCGCCGACGUCGUCUGGGAGCUCGCUGAUGAGAAGGACAAAGCGAAAGGCGUAGAAGAGAUCUGGGGCCACAAAGCUGUCGUCUACGCACGAGCACCACCUACCUUUCAGGCACGCUACUUCUCCUUCAAACCGCCUCCGGCGACAUCGCCGCUUCCUUAUUCUUCUUCGCCCACCGGCACACUUCCAGCGCAAUCUGCUCUGUCUCUUAGUCUCGGACUUGACUUUCGUUCUACUCAUUCCCGCUCUCCAUCUCCGUUUCGCGCCGUCUCGCCUGCACCAUCGACCAACACCGGUGCUCUCCUUCGCUUGCCCACCCCGAUCAAUCCGACGCUGUUUUCCAACGAACUCGAGUACCUGUAUACCGGUAAAGGUCUCGGUGCAGCGUUCGAGUUUUUAUUUGAUAGCGCGGAGAUCCUUGAAAAGGGUGACGGGGAGGAUGCUCGGAUUGACAAGCUGCGCAAGGACCUGGUGUUCAUGUGGCGCUCACGUUUGUACUCGGAUGUGCGAAUUACCUUGACAGGUAAUUUCUCCUCGUCGAACCACGAGAAUGCGACCGCUAUCUUUUCCUCUCAUCGAUUCAUUCUGGUAUCCCGGUCUCCGUACUUCCAUACCCAAUUACUGUCAUGGGGGGUUCAGUCCACGCCCGGCGAGCCACUGACUCUCACACUUCCCUCUCCGCCUUUCACUCCCGCAUCUCUGCAUUUCACUCUGGGGUUCAUUUACACCGGCACACUGGUAUUUUCACAUCGGACAUUUGAUCUCGACACGGCGUUUCAUAUCAUGCGAUCUGCGUCGUAUUUAUCCUUGGACACUUUGUACGACGAAAUCCAGGCUCGCAUCGUCCAGGAGAUGAUGCACGGGCUCUUCCAUGCCUUCCUCGAGUUCUCGGAGUACGAGUGCAUAACGGGGGGGAAGUGGGGCACCGGCGGGUGCCGCUGCCGUCAGUGCGCACGACGCGCGCCACGAGUGCUAGAAUUUGCGGUUACCGAUGACGUCAAGAACGCUUAUUUGGAGCGCGGCGCGCGUCGCGCACUUGUGGGGCUAUUUGGCGAGGGGUGGUGCACGUCUGAGUUCGCGGGACUCUCUCAGAAGACGCGAGACAGCCUUGUCAAGGGCCUCGAGAAGCGGACGACGCCGAUCAACAUCUUCCCCCUUUUGUUCGCGGCGCAGGUCGCCCUGAACAAGUUGAACUCGACCAUCGAAUCGUGGGCAGAGGUUUCACGGGAUAUGAUCAUCGCUGCACGCAAACACGUCGACCAGGUGUUGUGUGCACAGGCCGACCAAUGUUUCGAGCAACCGGAGUGGCUCGAGAUCAUGGAGGCGAAUGGCACAAAUUUCGACCAUGCGGAGCAGGUGGAGCUCAUCAUGCAGUCUCUACGGCGAGGGAUGAAUGAGAAGAAUGCCGCAAUGCUCUAUCAGACACUCGUGUCAUCUAUUCUCCUCCGAACAGACCCUACCGGACCGGAAAAUACCAUGCUCCCGAUGACGUCGCCCAUCCGCAGGCAAGUGGACGAAGUACGGAUGGAUGUUUUACGUUGGCUUCGCCGCCGCUGGCUCGGCGUUAAGCAGGAGGGAGGAUUCGAUGCCUUGGAGAGCUGGGCGGCGAAGGAGAUUGCUGAGGAAAUUGAAGUCGACGUCGAGGAGCUCUUCAGUCCCGUAUCUACUUCGGUGCCGCCACGAGGACCUACACCUAAAGGCGGCCUCCGACCUAGCAUGAUUCGCGGAGACGAGAACGAUACCGGGAGUAUGCACUCGCUGCGCACGGCGAUCAUUAGAAAGAAUGGCGACGUCAAACCAUCUGCUGCCUCAGUCAGAUCCUUGGCACGAAGCACGCAUUCUACCAUAUCCCGGACUAGCACUGCCGUGGCAAUGCGACGCGCUCACGGGCAUCGACCGGACUCCAAGCUCACUCCCACAACUUCGAUCGCGCUCUCAUCUGCACGCUCAAGCACCGCGGACUCCGAUGCUGUGAAGGCGCCAACUCCGCCGCCCAAAUCAACCGUACCCUCAAUUAUUGGGCGGCGCAAUAUCUCCAGCAGCACCUCUACUCAUGACAACAUCUUUAGACCGAAGUCGACUGCGUCUGUCAGGUCGGCUCAUUCCACCGUGUCCACCAUUCGCAAGACUGUUGCUGGGCCUUCGACACUGCGCCCGCCAUCAGGUCUCUCUCGUCCCUCGUCCACACACUCUGCCACAAGCGAGGGAUCGACAACGUUUGAAACCGCCAAGUCGGAGGUGACGCCAAGUUCCGUCUCACGUCCUCGCCGUGGUUCUGCUACAUCAAUGUUGUCCACGGCUAGUGUGAGGACGACGGCCACUUCAACGCCCAGGGUCGCUAAGCCACGCCCACCGUCGAUCACCAAGUCAAUUACUCCCUCUGUUAGGAGCAAGCGCCCUCCCUCUUCUCCUGUUGACCGUACGAAGUUAGCCCCGGCAGCAAGACGGACGUCAUCCGCAGCUUCCGUUCGAUCCACUACCUCCACAACGUCCUUCCCGGCAAAGAAGGUCCUUCUCAAAAAACCGUCUAGUACUUCCUCCUCCCCGAAAAGCAUCAGCCGUUCGGUUUCUGGUGACGUGGACGAGGGCAUGGGGACUAUCAAGGGCAAGACGCGCUCUACUACGCUCGCCUCCCACGAGAAGCAAGCCAGCGUCGUCUCUUCCAGCAGCCAGUCUACGGCCAGAGGAUCGCUAAAACGCAAGAGUUCGUCGGACACUAUUAAGGAGUCCUCGGUGGGUGAUGCUCUUGCAAGAGAAGCGAUGGGUGUCCCUCGUGGUGCGACGUUGGAUAUUGGCAUCCCAUGCAUCAUCUCAUCGAAGAAGGCACGGUUCCGUGCAUAUGCCCGCUACAUCGGUGAAGUAGAGGGCGAGGCAGGGCCGUGGGUUGGGGUGGAAGUGCCGAUGAACGAUACCUGGCCGGGCGAGAAACUGGAUGGCCGGCAGUGGAAUGACGGGUCGUGGGGCGGCAUCCGGUAUUUCGAUAUCGGCGGGAGUCAGUCCGAGUGGGAGUUCGGCGAGGAGCGCGCUGCGCGCCGACGGCGGAUCGACUGGGUCAAUAACCUAGGCAGGGAUCCGAAGACCAGCCUGAAGCGGGAGGGCGAACAGCUAAGCAUCGAACGAGCGAAAAGACUGCGAAGCGCGUCGCCUGCGGUGUCGGACAUGUCGACGUCGGAAUCGAGAGGGCUGUUCGUGCGGCCGCAGCAGGUGCUGUAUGUGGUCGACGCUGUAGGAUCGGAUCUAUGA